UACCGCUAUCGAAACAAAGACAGAGAAAGAUCGGAAGUUUUCAGGGUACUGGGCAAUGGGGCGGAGGAAGAUAGAGAUCCGUCGCAUCGACAGCAGGCAGGCGCGGCAGGUCUGCUUCUCCAAGCGCCGCCCGGGCCUGUUCCAAAAAGCAGGCGAGCUGGCUGUCCUCUGCGGCGCCGAGGUGGCCGCCGUCGCCUUCUCCCCGGGCGGCAACGUCUUCUCCUUCGGCGACCCCUCCGUCGACUCCGUGCUCGCCCGCUUCCGCCCCUCCAACAACCCUCAGGAGGCGCAGGCCGCGGCGGCGGUGGGUGGCGGCGUCCGCGACCGGAACCACGCGCCGCCGGAGCUCAACCAGGAGCUUGGCCAGGUGCACGCGCUGCUGGACGUCGAGAAGGCGCAGAGGGAGGCGGCGGAUGAGGCGUUGGCGGAGGCGCGCGCCCAAGGGUUGCAGCUGGCGGCGUGGCUGGAGACCGACGUGACCAAGCUGGGGGAGGAGGACUUGGUGGCCUUCGUCGCCGAUCUGGCGAAGCUGGACGCCGCCGACGCCGUGGCGGCGCGCACCGACCCGGGCCCCCUGGAGACGCUGCAUGGCGGUGGCGGUGGGUUUGAGUUCGGUGGCACCAGCGGUGGGAUGGAGAUCAUGGCGAUGCCACCGCCGCCUGGGUUCGCCGCCCGAAUGCCGAAUGGAGAGGGUGCCUCAGGGGUUUGGGCCGCACGGCUUCCCCAGUGAGGACAUGAUGCUAGAUCGAGUCCAUUGUAUCGUCCGAUACAUGCAUGCACGCAUGGACGUGCUGCGACCCGCGUCGUUAGUCAAUCUUUUUUAUAUUUGGUCAUUAUUAGGUGCACCGAGCAUUCCAUGUAGGUGACAUCAAAUCUGGCCUGAAGCAUAUGUAAUCUUUUUUUUCAGUUUCGUAUCCUCUUGCCGUCUUGAGGUGCAUCGGCAUUUCGUCAACUAGUAGCUUGUAUUCUGUAUCUGUUGCACCAACGAAUGAAAAUACAAGCUUUUAUUUAGAUUA
Lolium perenne is the source of this 1016-nucleotide messenger RNA. RefSeq names its product agamous-like MADS-box protein AGL29. Lineage: Eukaryota; Viridiplantae; Streptophyta; Magnoliopsida; Poales; Poaceae. The record is from RefSeq and is a predicted model, not a curated record. Gene Ontology annotation, molecular function: DNA-binding transcription factor activity, RNA polymerase II-specific; protein dimerization activity; RNA polymerase II cis-regulatory region sequence-specific DNA binding. Gene Ontology annotation, biological process: positive regulation of transcription by RNA polymerase II.